Messenger RNA from Mauremys mutica (yellowpond turtle), 3013 nucleotides. RefSeq names its product zinc finger CCHC-type containing 7 (gene ZCCHC7). Lineage: Eukaryota; Metazoa; Chordata; Testudines; Geoemydidae. The record is from RefSeq and is a predicted model, not a curated record. The coding region runs from base 39 to 1949 and encodes 636 amino acids. The transcript is spliced from 10 exons. Gene Ontology annotation, molecular function: zinc ion binding; nucleic acid binding.
GUUCAGCAGCCUUCCCCUGCGCCGGAAGUGCCGGCGCAAUGGGCGGGGCCUCGGGGGCGUCCCCGGCGCGUGUUCCGGUCGCGGGGCUUCCUGGUUGGUGCUUCCUGGUGCAGGAGCCGGCAAUACGGGUCUGCUUUCUUUCCAGAAUGUUCGGGGGGCAUGGAGACAUAGAAACAUAUGAUGAUGACCUUUAUCGUGAGGAGUCAUCCAGCGAACUAAGUGUUGACAGUGAGGUAGAAUUUCAUCUCUACAGCCAGGUCCAUUAUGCACAAAGUCUUGGAGAAGUCAAUGGGCAGGAAGAGAAUGAGGAGAUAGUGGACUCUGUAGAGAAGCAAGGUCAGAGUUCAGUUUUGAUCAAUAAAUUGGACCAGGGCAAGAACCUUAUAUUCUCAGACAAUGAUGUUGUUCAGAUUUCAGAUGGCUCUGAGGUCAUCAUCUUGUCUGACACACCUGAUGAAGACAGUGUUUACAAAAGCAAAGUGAAGAAGACAGCAACCUCCCUAACACCAGCUAAACAAUAUAGUCAACCAGGAUGCUCCACACGGAACCUCUCUAGAGCUUCUGCACCCACUACCUUGGAUUCUGAUGCAAAAAAGUCAAGUAAAGAGAAAAGGGCUAGUGAGAAGUCUAAACCAACUUCUGCUGGUAGAGUACGCAUGAUCCAAGAGAUUCUGGUAAUAGAGGAUAGCUCAAAUGAUGAGGAAGAAGAGGAAAGCACAAUCUCUGAAAGUGAUAAUGUGGAGAGCUGGAUGCUAUUGGGAUGUGAUACAGAUGUCAGAGAUGAAAAUAUCAUUUUGAACCUUGAAGGCUGUGGAACUGCUGUCAGUGAAGGAAAAUUCCACUCUUUUUCUCCAAGCUUCAGAAAGAACUAUACCAGGGAUCGGCAACCUUUCAGAAGUGGAGAAGAUGGAGUGGACUGGUCCAUCAGUGAUAAAGACCUAGAGGCACAGAUUGGUAAUUAUGCACCCCUGAGACGCACCAGCAGAUACUAUGCAACAGACAAAAAUGUUACUUGUAGAAAUUGUGAUAAACGGGGUCAUUUGUCUAAAAACUGUCCUACUCCAAAGAAAAUUCCCCCUUGUUUCUUGUGUGCAGAGAGAGAUCACCUACAAAAUACCUGCCCAGCACGGUUUUGUUUAAACUGCUGUUUGCCUGGACACUGUUCCAGGGAGUGCCUUGAGAGAGCUUAUUGGCGUAAACAUUGUAACCGCUGCGAUAUGAAAGGCCAUUAUGCGGAUGCUUGCCCAGAAAUAUGGAGGCAGUAUCACCUAACAACCAGACCAGGAUCAAUCAAGAAGUCCAGUUCGUACUCUGAGCAUUCUGCAUUGGUGUACUGCUACAACUGCUCCCAGAAAGGACAUUAUGGAUAUGAGUGCUCAGAGAAGCGGAUGUACAAUGGGGCAUUCCCUUCUUCCCCAUUCAUCUACUACUAUGAUGAUGAGUAUGACAUCAAGAGGAGAGCUCAGAGGGCAAAGAGAAAGGUUGAAGAACUUCAAGAAGCCGGCCUUUUGCCAGUGCAGUUCAAGAGGCUGCGCAAGGAGGAAGAGCGUAGGGGACAGUGUCUUAAGAAAAAGAAAAACCUUUGGAAAGAGCAUGUCAAGAGUCCUAAAGAAGAAAAGCGCCACAAAAAGGCCAAUAAGAAGUCCUGGGCAAAGGAACACAAAGAGAAGAAACACAAGAAAGACGCCCAAAGGAAUAACGACCAGGAGGAGGACUUUCCUAGGGGGGGUAGAACACAUUCCCCUAAGGGCAGCACAAAGCAUCACAGCUCUGCCUUCUCUCCUCAUGGCAGGAAAACAAAAACUGGCCAGGAGCUGCUGGAUGCAGCUAAAAAGAAGAAGAAAAAGAGAAGGCAGAGAAACAAAAAGGACAGUAGUUCCACCAUUGAUGAGAGCUUAUUCCUUAUAAAACAGAGGAAAAAGAAAUCAAAACAGGAAUCCAGCUGCUAAUCUGUCAACAGAAAGCUACGGUGGGAGGGGGGCGUAACUCACUACGGUUUUGCCAUGGUAUUUUUCUGACCCCGUGCUAAGAUGUAGAAUUUGAAUCCACCUUUGCAUAGAGGCUUGGACGUGUAAAACCAACACGAGAAAGAAUACUGACCUUGUGACUCUCAGCUUCUGAAAGAGAGUAUUUGCCAACGGGUAGAAGUGGUUCAUGUACACGAGUAAAAUCAUACUGUAUUUUUUGACAGUCCCUCUUUUUCUGUAGGUCGAUGAAAGGUUGGGAACCUUUUUAUUUUUGUUUGGGGUUUUUUUGUUUGGAUGAAUGAGGGAAAAGGUCCAUAGUGGGGAGGUUUGGCCUUCUCUCCUUUGAGCGAUUCCUUUUAAGAAUGCUACACCUGUCAAAGUUCUGUAGUUGAGCAAAUGUGAUUCCCUUGCAGCCUGACUUUAAAGAGAGGCUUUCACACUGGGGAGACUUGGAGAAGGGGCAGGGAAGGGGAAAGUAAAUAGCAAUACAAAAAACAAUCCUUUUGGUGAAGCAUUUUCUUGCUUCUCACCCAGCUGGAGUCUGCAGUGACAUUGUUGUAUUGUACUUACAGCAUGACAGUCGUCUGCUGUGGAAACUCAUGGGAUGUCACAAAUUCAUCAUAAUCACAGCAUUGCAAGUUUAAGUAUCAGGAGCAGAGGAACUACGAGGAAGCAAAUCCUUGAUUGAAUAACAAAUCUCUUUGCUAACUGGUAAGCAAGAGAAGUUCAAUUAAAAAAUAUUACAAGCAGUUGGGUUGAUAUCUGGAAUUAAAAAUGCCAUAGUUUUCCACAGUGUGGAAGUCCUGCUUCUUAAAAGAUAAAAUUAUGUAGCCAAGCUAUAGAAUUGCAAGCAAUUUACCUGCUUCCAGAAAUAGAAUGCCUAAGUUUAAUGGCUUAAUGGGUCUUUUUGUUUUGUUUUGUUUUGUUUUGUUUUUUAAGAGAUGAAGUAUUUUUUGUACUCAAAGAAUUAAAAACUUUGUAAGGAUAAAUACUUUAUCAAAGGAACCAACCAAAUAAAGUUGUACAUGGGGAUACAUGAAAAGAUA